Anopheles marshallii is the source of this 735-nucleotide messenger RNA. RefSeq names its product isopentenyl-diphosphate Delta-isomerase 1 (gene Idi). Gene Ontology annotation, cellular component: cytoplasm. The record is from RefSeq and is a predicted model, not a curated record. The transcript is spliced from 3 exons. Gene Ontology annotation, molecular function: isopentenyl-diphosphate delta-isomerase activity. Lineage: Eukaryota; Metazoa; Arthropoda; Insecta; Diptera; Culicidae. Gene Ontology annotation, biological process: isoprenoid biosynthetic process; isopentenyl diphosphate biosynthetic process. Bases 1 to 735 code for a protein of 244 amino acids.
AUGCUUUCUUCGUGGUUAUUACGCUCGGCUAGUAAGCUGAUAUUUCCCACCCGUGCCUAUUCAAAUGUGGCCACUGCUAGCUCAGCUAAAUUGCAGGAGCUGGCCCUGGAGGAAAAGUGCAUUCUGGUAAAUGAUCGCGAUCAGUACACCGGAAGUGCAUCGAAGCGAGACUGCCACCGUGUGGAUCCUGAAGGCAACAUUCGCCUGCAUCGAGCCUUUAGUGUGUUUCUGUUCAACAGUGCCGGAGACAUGCUGUUGCAGCGCCGAUCCGUCCACAAGAUAACAUUUCCCGAUUGUUAUACCAAUGCCUGCUGCAGCCAUCCGUUGUACGACAUCGAAGGGGAGCGAGAAGAGCUGAACGCGCUCGGUAUUCGACGUGCCGCCCAGCGGAGAUUAAACUAUGAGCUUGGUAUCCCGAUGGCACAGGCACGACCGGAAAACUUCCACUACGUUACCCGCAUUCACUACGCCGAUCGGGGCGAUGGAACGUGGGGAGAGCACGAAAUCGACUACAUUCUGUUCCUGCAGAAGGACGUCGAGCUGAAGCCAAACGAUAGCGAAGUGAGCGAGGUGCGGUACAUCCCACGGAAAGGACUGAACGAUACGAUCGCUAAUCUCGAUGCACCGCUAACGCCCUGGUUCCGGCUGAUCUUACAGCACCGUCUUCAACUGUGGUGGGAUAAUUUGCAUCGUUUAGAUAGCUACGAAAAUCACAAACAGAUUGAACGAUUCUAA